UGUAGUUUCAUUUUUUAUUUUUUCUUGCAGCUUUGAAAAGUCAGGUAGGACGUGUGAACAGAAGAAGAAUCGAGAGUUGUUUAAUUGUUAGUUGAGAAGCCGAGUUGAAUCGAUAUGCCUCUUUCGUCGGAUACGCAGAUACUCGAGACGAGCGGUGGGCUUGUGAGCACGCUUCGGGGUAUGGCUGGCGAUGCUGCGCAGAGCUUUAGACCUGCCCACGCAAAAGGCCAUCUCCUGACUGGCACCUUUACACCCACCUCAUCUGCCUCGGACCUCACUUCCGCCCAUCACUUCAACGCCCCCUCCACGUCAAUCACCGUGCGCUUCUCCUCUUCAACCGGCCUCCCCAAGAUCCCCGACACAGAUCCCAACGCAAACCCCCGCGGCAUCGCCAUCCGGUUCCACUUGCCAGAGCAAAACGGCAAACGGCAGCACACGGACAUCAUCGCGCACUCAACCAAGUACUUUCCCACGCGCACAGGAGCCGAAUUCCUGGAAUUCCUAAAAGCCGCAACGGGCAGUAAUGCCAGCGAAGCCGUACCCGAGUUCCUCGGUCGUCACCCCGAGACGGCGCGGUUCCUCCAGGACCCCAAGCCCAGUCCCGAAAGCUUUGCGACGGAAAAGUUCUUUGGGGUGAAUGCGUUCAAGUUUACCAAGGAUGGGAAGACUACAGUGCUACGGUACCGCAUUGUACCUGUUGCAGGCGAGAAGCACCUUAGUGCCGAGGAGCUGAGUGGGAAAUCCGAAACAUAUCUGUUCGACGAGUUUCCUCAGCGUCUCGAGAAAGGACCUAUUGAAUUCAAGCUUCUUGCGCAAAUCGCAGAGGACGGAGAUGUGACUGAUAACGCGACGGAGAUUUGGCCUGAAGAGAGGAAGAUAGUCGAGCUGGGCACCAUCACGAUUGACAAGACCAAAGGCGGCGAGGAAAGCCUGGAGGAACAGAGAAACGUCAUUUUUGACCCUAUCCCCAGGGUGUCGGGCGUGGAGCCAAGUGAUGACCCGCUGUUGGAAGUGCGUGCGAAUGUGUAUUUGAUCUCGGGGAAGCAAAGGCGGGCCGCUGAACCGGUGAAGAUGGACAAGGGUGUCGCUACUGAAGUUGCGGUAGCUGCGACGUAGAGCGCUGUCAUGAUGCAUGGUCCGAGGGUUGAAACAAGUUGGAUGUACCGGAAUCAUUCGAGGCAUUUUAUGCAUGAAUUCUCCAUCUUUGGGGUCCCGUAACCCUCGCGCCCUAUCGGCUAUCGUGAAGUCGGUCGCUGCAGAAACAUGACAGCCACUGCGUGGCUCCGUUAAUCUCGGUGAUUCCAUGACUCGAAUGCGUGAAGAAAGUCUGAGCAUCUUGCGUGAGUAUGAGCCGCGUAAGAUAUAGCGGCUCUGAGAAAAGCACCGUCGUCCAAGGGUCCAUGCGGGCUAACGUGCAGCCCAGUAUACGGACAGGUCACGACGGCCGCUCCCGUGUUCAACACUAUACCAGGCACCCAUUCGAGCCUAAA
This is a messenger RNA of Exserohilum turcica Et28A, 1490 nucleotides long. RefSeq lists its product as uncharacterized. The record is from RefSeq and is a predicted model, not a curated record. Gene Ontology annotation, biological process: hydrogen peroxide catabolic process; response to hydrogen peroxide. Lineage: Eukaryota; Fungi; Ascomycota; Dothideomycetes; Pleosporales; Pleosporaceae. Gene Ontology annotation, molecular function: heme binding; catalase activity. Gene Ontology annotation, cellular component: peroxisome; mitochondrion; cytoplasm. Bases 115 to 1116 code for a protein of 333 amino acids. The transcript has 2 exons.